Molecule: messenger RNA, 687 nt
Organism: Phytophthora sojae
Lineage: Eukaryota; Oomycota; Peronosporomycetes; Peronosporales; Peronosporaceae
Exons: 5
Coding region: 1-687 (228 amino acids)
Biological process (GO): protein depalmitoylation
Cellular component (GO): cytoplasm
Molecular function (GO): palmitoyl-(protein) hydrolase activity; carboxylic ester hydrolase activity
Source: RefSeq, a predicted model, not a curated record
AUGGCCAUGGACAAGGUAAACACCAUCGUCCACAACGGCGAGAACCCCACCGCGGUGGUGUUUUUCCUGCACGGGUUCGGAGACACGGCGCACGGCUGGGCGAGCACGUUCCGCAGAGUCGCCAAGGACAUGCCACACGUCAAGUUUGUGCUCCCCACCGCCGCUCUUCGUCCGGUGACGAUCAUGAAUGGCCGAGAGGUCCCUGCUUGGUUCGAUAUCGGAGCUGCGAGAGGAAGCGCAGGCCAAGCUGUUGGCCUCGACGAGACCCACGACGCCCUCGAGGCGAUGAUUGAGCAGGAGGUGGAGGCAGGUGUGCCCCGCUCGCGGAUCGUCGUGGGCGGCUUCAGUCAGGGUGGCGCUGUGUCGUACUUCGCAGGCUUCCAAAGCCAGCAGCCGCUGGGAGGCGUUAUGAUUCUGUCCUCAUUCAUCCCUCGCGAGAAGGAUUUCCAGGUCACCUCCGAGACGACGAAAGUCCCCGUGCUCAUUUGCCACGGCGAUGCGGACUCGCGAAUUAGUUACGAAUCGGCUCUGAAGGCAAAGCAGCGUUUGACUGAUGCUGGCGUCAGGGACAUCACAUUCCACACCUACCCGAACAUGGACCACUCGUCGUCCUCCCACGAGAUCGAAGACAUCCGGGAGUGGCUGACUCGCGUCCUGCCAGCAACGACGCCUAAAGAGGAGCUGUGA